AUGUCAUCAGGCCGAAUAGCACAUAAUAUCUCAGCAGCAGAGAUUCGCCAGAGUUAUCAGCAACGAAUUGCUGAAGCUGGCCAACAAGAGGAAGAUUUCAUUCCUCAAGACGACGAGGAGGACGCGGUGGCAGAAGAAGUUGAGGACGGGGACUCCGAGGAAGUUGUGACAACUAGCAGAAAACGGACUCGCCGAAAUGCAGCAACAGAAAAGGCCAAAAAGAAACAGAAGGCUAACAUCGACAACGGCGACGAUGAGUUCGGGGAGAUGAUGUACCAAAAGAAGAAAUCCCUUCCGGGACAGCUAGCAAAUUGCGAAAUCUGCAGCAAGCGAUUUACUGUGACCCCCUACAGCAAGACGGGGCCUAAUGGCGGCCUGCUUUGUGUGCAGUGCUCCAAGAAACAGACAGCAGAAGACAAGAAAGCCAAGGCAAAGGCCCGCAAACCAACGAAAAGGACCCGCCGCCAAAAUUUUAGUAAGCUCCUGGAUGGCAUUGCCCAGCGAGGUGCAUUUAGCCUCUUGGAACUGUGUAUUAAGAAAGUUGCGGAUAAUAUACAUGAUAUUGAAGAAUUCGGAGACCUCCCACCGGUGCUGCUGCACCGUUUGAGCCAGAUUCUCUCCAAGAGGCGUGCUUUGACACCAAGAACACUGGAUCUUUUUCUUCGCCGCGAUGUUAAAUGCAUUGAGAUUUUUGAUUGUGCCAAACUGGAAACCGAGCAUUUUCAGAAGAUUUUUACGUUCAUGCCCGCCCUUGAAAAGGUCAAUCUUCGCUUUGCUGGCCAGUUGAAAGAUCCUGUCAUAGAGUAUAUAAUGGAACGGGAGUGCCAUAUUAAGGAGUUGCAGUUGGAUUCCGCCAAUCUGAUAUCUGAUGGCUGCUGGCAAAAGUUCUUUGAAACCUGUGGAUCUAGGCUAGAGAGCCUGAAGCUGUCUAACCUAGACUGUUCUAUGGGAGACCAGAUGGUGAGGCACAUGGUGCAGCACUGCCCGAACCUGCGGCGCUUGAAGAUCCGCGACUGUUGGAGGCCCAGCAACGACUCAGUGCUCGCGAUCUCAAUGUUGACGCACCUUGAGCAUCUUUCCCUGAACCUGAUGCAGGAAGUCUCCAUGGAGGCGCUGCAGACGCUCGUCUUCAACGUCGGGCCCAAACUGAAGACCUUAUCACUGCAGGGGUUCAAGCUGGCAGAUGAUCUGCUGCUGGACACGAUUCACCAACGGUGCAGCCGGCUGAGUAAGUUCCGGUUCUCGGACAAUGCGGUGUGUCUGGACAGGGCGUACGCGGCGCUCUUCACGGGAUGGCAGAACGCGGGGCUGCGGGUGGUGGACGUGUCGCGGGCGCGGCACCUGGACAGCUUGACGCCGGAUGGGCCCGAGACGGCGAUUGGGCUAGCGUCGGCGGGCUUCCAGGCGCUGAUGCAGCACUCGGGCGACAGGGUGGAGCGACUGGACAUCAGCUCGUGCCGGCAUGUGUCGUUCGCGGCGUUUUCGGCGGUGUUCGACGGGAGCCGCACGUACCCCAGGCUCCGGGAGAUCGACGUGUCGUUCCACACGAUCGUAGACGACUUCCUGGUGAACAGCAUGGUGCGGUGCUGCCCGGCGCUGGCGAAGGUGACGGCGUUUGCAUGCUUCAACAUCCGCACGCCCCAGGUACCGGCGGGAGUGGCGCUGAUUGGUGGCGUGAACGCCAACAGCUUGCUGGAGACCGUGUGA
This is a messenger RNA of Ophidiomyces ophidiicola, 1707 nucleotides long. RefSeq names its product UV-damaged DNA-binding protein rad7 (gene RAD7). The record is from RefSeq and is a predicted model, not a curated record. Gene Ontology annotation, biological process: SCF-dependent proteasomal ubiquitin-dependent protein catabolic process. Gene Ontology annotation, cellular component: SCF ubiquitin ligase complex. The transcript has 4 exons. NCBI's taxonomy places the organism in Eukaryota, Fungi, Ascomycota, Eurotiomycetes, Onygenales, Onygenaceae. The coding region runs from base 1 to 1707 and encodes 568 amino acids.